AUGCUUCACGCUCUGAUUGCCCUUUUCUCCCUGACCUCUGCAGUCUGGACCGCGUACACGCCUACUCCUAUCUCAUCCACCUCAGACGGCCGUCAGGCCAGCUUCAAAGUCAUUUAUGAGUCUCCUACCUCUGUGUGUUACGCCGAGAAUCGGGCAUACCUCUGCACCCCUCCACUUACUAACAUCGCUGAAGGCGUUCCAGUUGUCGCCACGUCCACCUGCGGCCAGGAUGGACGCCCUGAGAAGAUAUGUAGAAGUUGGACCCCCUUAAGUAGUCAGCAGCGACGUACCACCUGCGAGAUCUGUGAUCCGAGGAAAACAGCAACUAGCCGGGGAGCUGAACGCCUUACAGAUCGUCACAUUUCCUCCAACCAGACCUGUUGGGUGUCUGGACGUGUUCCCCCAGGGGGAACUGUAAAUUUGACCCUGUCUUUGGGCAAGCGUUUUGAAAUUUUCUACAUCUCCCUUCAACCCUGCAGUCCCCUACCCGACUCCAUUGCCCUCUAUAAGUCCUCCGAUUUCGGUCGAACCUGGAAACCUUGGCAGUACUUCUCGACCGAUUGUUACCGUGCUUUCGGUUUACCAACUUCCAACGAGUAUAGUGCACAAAUUUCAUCAGCAAACAUCCAAGAGGUCCUCUGUGUAGCGCUGAAGUCCCCUACAAAGUACAACUCCCAGGGUCAGGCAUCAAAUGUGAUUGCUUUUAGCACAACCAUUGGACGAUCCACCCUGCAAUCAUGGAGUCCAGCGCUAAUCGACUGGAUGACAAUGACAGAUCUCCAAAUCAGUCUAACACGGUUCUCUUCAAGACGUAAGUCGGUCGGAGGCGAAAGGGGUUCCGGAGAUCCCACAGUGGUCCUCCAUCGACGGGAUCGAAGCAGCGGACUACGCAGAGUUUCACAAAAGGCUCCAGUCUUUAGACUUGGAGGAGGGGGUGGAAGUAAUGGUCGAUUCAUUCGUGCUGACGAGGAACGAAUGCAAGCUGAUGGGAGUUCAUCGAAUAGCUCGACUAGGUGGUUUCACGAUAAGAAAAAGAAGAAAGACGAGGAGACAGAGGGGGAGAAAGUUGAGGAAGAGGAUGCAGUUUAUUUUGCCUUCUCCGAUAUCACUGUCGGAGGCAGGUGCAAAUGCAAUGGUCAUGCCAAUCGUUGCGUGAGGGAUCGGAUUGUGGAGAAGAAUUCCGCAGGUGAGGAAGUGAUUUCAUGGGGUCCGCUACGAUGCGACUGUCAGCACAACACCGUCGGUGCCGACUGCGAGCGAUGUGCUCCCGGCUACUUGGAUCGACCCUGGGCCAGGGCCACCAACGAAGACGCCAAUGUGUGCAAGGGUAGGCUUUGA
Molecule: messenger RNA, 1338 nt
Organism: Hydatigera taeniaeformis
Lineage: Eukaryota; Metazoa; Platyhelminthes; Cestoda; Cyclophyllidea; Taeniidae
Source: the annotation of a GenBank genome assembly